ACUCACACCGGAAGUAUGGACGACUUUCUGCUAGAAAAUCUUGGGUCAGAUGAGGAAUUUAAGUUAUUUCUAGAUGAAAGUUUUGAUGUCAAGGCCCAUGCAAACAAGGCUAUACAAGGAAAGGCAAUAUCAGAACAAUUAUCAAAGUUAGCAGAAGGUAUAUCUUUGUUGGACAAACAAAUUCACUCCCAGAUUGUUGCACAUCAUGACGACCUGUUAUCACAAGCCACAGGGGUUGAAACUUUGGAAGGUGUUCUUCAGAUGAUGCAGACCAGAAUUCAGUCUCUACUAGCAGCCAUGGACAGAAUAAGAACUAAAGUUACUGAGCCAUUCAACAAAAUAUCUGCUAGAACUACACAGUUAAGAAAUUUACAGGAAGCAUGUGAUUUGUUACGUAGAGUAAUCAGAAUAAUUUAUCUCAGCAAAAGACUCCAUAGUCAACUGCAAGGUGGGGCAAGGGAGAUAACUAAGGCAGCUCAAAGUUUGAAUGAAUUAGGAUCAUUUCCCUUUAAUUACAUUUGUGAAGGAGUAGAUCUGAGUGGUAUUGAAGUUAUCGAACAAGACAGAAGGUUUAUAAAACAAGCUCGUCAAGAUGUAGAAACUCAGGCUCAGAAGAUGUUGGAACAGAGUAUGGAAACACAAAAUCCUACUCAAGUAGCCACAUCCCUGCAAGUUUUCCACAAUCUUGGUUGUUUACAUACAAUAGUCGAUAGAGUUGUUACUGGUUGCCAAGACAACCUUCACAAAAACAUUAGAUCUUGUCUGGAUGUUAGAACUUUGUCUCAGCAGUCUUCAAGUAAAGGCCCAGGACGAGCUACCAUGCCAAUGACUGGGAAUACUGCAGCAUUCAGAGCCACACUGUGGACAAACAUGGAAAAGUUAAUGGAUAACAUAUAUGCUUCAUGUGCUCAGGUCCAGCAUCUACAGAAGGUACUUGUUAAGAAGAGAGAUCCUGUAACACAUGUAGGCUUUAUUGAGGAACUGGCUAAGCAUAAAGAUGGUAAUGUUAACAUUAUGCAGAAUUUCUGGGAAAAUAUAACAAAGAUGCUAACUACAGAAUUUCAUGAAGCAACCGAAGGUUCGACAUUUAUAAAACAAGCAUUUGAAGGAGAGUAUCCCAAAUUAUUAAGGUUAUACAAUGACUUAUGGAAGCGUCUCCAACAAUUAAACCCGAAAGCUUCGACAAAUUUAGCAGAUAUUGUUGUACAUGAAGAUCCUUUUGUGGAGGAGGAUAUGUUCUCACAUAAAUCUGAUAAAUAUGACCCAGAGAAGGCAUUACGGAAUACAUUAUGCAAGUUUGAAACAGCCUAUUUGUCCAGAUCUCUAUCCAGAUUGUUUGAUCCCAUCAACCUUGUAUUCUCAACUGGUUCCCAGAAUCCUCCCACAGAACAGGAAGUUGAAAGCAUCAUUAAAACAAUAGCAAGUGAAUUGAAUGUGGCAAGUGUGGACACUAAAUUAAGCAUAACCAUUGCAAAGAAUGUAGCAAAAACAGUUCAGUUAUUUAAUGUUAAAAGUGAACAGUUGCUUUCUACUGAUGGUGAAGCUAGUCAAGUAAUUGGACCAGCAACACAAGGUCAAACCAGGAACCAGGCUGUUGUUAAUACAUUGUAUCUUUUUCAUCAGUCAGUCACAAAGGUUGUGACAUCAUUAAACAGUUAUGCUUUAGAAGCUAUAGAGAGUAUACAUAAAUCUUUAGAGGGAAUUGUGAUAUUGAUGAGUAAUGCUAUCAACCCAUUAUUAUCAUCAAUAUCUGAUGCAACAGAAGCUAUCAUACUCACCAUGCAUCAGGAAGAUUUCUCUACUAGUGCCCCAUCAGAUAACCAGAAAGAUUCCCAAUGUUCACUAUAUAUGAGAGAGUUACAGGACUUUGUUGUCAGAUGUCAGACAGACUAUUUAUCUAGAUAUGAAUGUACAGACUUCAUUAUGGAAUGUUUACAACCAAUAUCCUGUAGAUGUGUAGAAUUAUUUGUCAGACAUGCUAGUCUGAUACGACCUUUAGGAGAAGGUGGAAAACUUAGACUGGCAGCAGACUUUGCCCAAAUGGAAUUAGCAAUAUCACCAUUCUGUAAACGAAUAGCAGACCUUGGCAAACAUUACAGACUACUCAGAUCAUUUAGACCAUUAUUAUUCCAGUCAGUCGAACACAUUUCUAUGAGUCCAGCUUUAGGAGAAAUCAUUCCAUAUAGUACUGUAUUACAUUUCUUGUUUGCCAGAGCUCCAACUGAACUGAAAUCACCACAUGUGGCUGCUGAUUGGUCAAUAAGUAGAUACUCCCAGUGGUUAGAAGAUCACUCAUCAGAGAAAGAUCGACUAACAUUAAUAAAAGGAACAUUGGAAGGUUAUGUACAGAAUGUUAAAUCAAGACAAGGGAGAGAAUUUGCAUCCAUUUAUCCAGUUAUGUUAGAUCUUUUACAGAAAGGAUUACAAUCAGCGACAUGAAUCAGUUGUUAAAAACAUUUGAAAUGAAUUUAGACAUUACAGAUAUGCAAAGCUCCACAUUAAAUUGUUUGUGAUAUUCCAUCUCAGAAGUGUAAGAAGAUGUUGUGAAAUGUUUUUUGGAGCAAUAAUUUCAAAUUUUAAUAAAAUCAAAGGUUUAGGUAUCUGUGAACAUGAAAUGUAACAGUCUUCCAUUUUGUCUAAAAAUGUUGCUGUUAAAAAGAAAAGACCUUUAGCAAGUGAUAAAGAAGAACUCUCUUCUGAAUUGGAAAUUUCCAAAUCUAAAGGACUAUUAGUGAUUUUAUUGUCUGUACCACAAAAUGAAAAUAAUGUUACAUCAUUGGUUGAAUUUCCAUUGUUUAUAACGUUUUUAACCAAUCACUAUGUUUUGGUGUACACUUUUGAAAAUAUCACCCAGAAUGCAUUAAAUUCUGAAACGGUGAAUUUUUAUGAUGAACAUACAUACCGUAUAGCGGGUAAUUUUCGCGGGGUGUUUAUUUUCGCUUAUUUUGGCGGAUGAAGGAAAAUCGUGAAAAAUAAAUUCUGCAAAAAAUUUAUGCAUACAUUCAGUACUUUCUAAUAGCUAAAGCGUUUUGUAAACGAUCUAUGUUUUCCGGUCAACGGGUCAAAAACUGUUAAUGACAGUUAUAACAACACAAAUGCCAUAGGGCAUUAUUCACAUAAAAUUUAUGAAAUCGCUGUCAAGUGUUAAUUAGUUAAUUAGUGUUAAAUAAUAUAAGAGUGUAAGGUAUUCUGUCAGGUAUUUACCCUUUUUAAUUAGAGUCAAAUUAUAUAAGCUUUACUCUCAAUAACUUUAUAACCUAAUUGACAUUAAGCAACCAACAAUCAAUUUAUAACCUAAUUAGUACAUCAAAGGUCAAUUUCAUAACUAAUCAACCAUAACAUUUACAAGAAGUUUGUACACCUGUGACCAAUAUCUAAGUACCAGUAUUCUAUUGAUUAACUGUAUCAAAAUAUAAUCAAUAAAUGAGACGUCCUGCAGGUAAAAACAAUCAUUUAACCAUAACAAUAGACACACAUUUGUCAAUUUUUACAACUUUUUAACUGCAACCAUUUCAGAUUCAGCCAAAAUAUUUAAUUGGGAUUUAAGAAUCUACCAAAAUAAAAACUGCCAAAAUUUUUCGUAUACUUUGUUGCCCCUAAUUCGCGUAAUUUUACACCUGCUAAAAUAACCCGCUAUACGGUAUAUUGUGCCACUUGUCCUUAACUUUGUCUUUCUGAAAUGUUGUCUGAACUUUUUGGUUGUGUGACAGCAGUAUUUGACCUGAUUUUUGGUUUGAAAUUGUACAAUGUUGUUUAACUUGACAACAGUUACUUUUAAACAAAUAAGGGCAAUUUUGUAAAAACUUAUCAUGUCUAGACAUUUUUUCAUUGUUCAAGCAGAUUGUGACCUGAUAUUUAGUAGGCAGAUGCAUUACAGCGAGUUACAGAUCACUUUAAUUCACUCCAGAUGAAAGAUUGGCUGAAUAAUGGCCUUUGAAUCUAGAAAAAAUUUUGAAUAUUGUAAUCUUGAUUUUUCUUAUUUUCACCCGAUAGGAAGUUGCAUUAUUCUUGUUCAGAUUGAAUUUGAAAUUGGUUUUAAUUGAUAUAUAUUUGACAAAUUUAGGGCUCCGGGACCAACAAAAUUUCUUCAAUUUGAAAUUGUCAAUAUUUUAAAAUACAUGUAUAAACAAAAACUGAAAAUGAUGCAUUUAUUCAUUGUAUUAUGCAGCCACUUUUAGUAAGACUUAAUGUAGGUUACUCAUUCAUAUAUAUUGUUACUGUGAUAAUAUUGUUGGGAAGAAAUGUUUAAUGGUAUUGAACAUGUGAAAUUAUUUUUAUGAAAUAAAUUAUUUAUACAAAGAA
Molecule: messenger RNA, 4302 nt
Organism: Mytilus californianus (California mussel)
Lineage: Eukaryota; Metazoa; Mollusca; Bivalvia; Mytilida; Mytilidae
Product: conserved oligomeric Golgi complex subunit 5-like
Exons: 23
Coding region: 16-2439 (807 amino acids)
Biological process (GO): intra-Golgi vesicle-mediated transport
Cellular component (GO): COG complex
Source: RefSeq, a predicted model, not a curated record